AUGAGCCCUUUGGAACAGUUGGAAAGAUCGCUCCUUUGGAAGGUCGAGGGCAAUGAGUUCUUCAAGAAAGGGGAGCUUUUCAAAGCCGCAGACUGCUACUACCACUCAAUUGUUUUUGCAAGAGACCUUACCAAGAAUCCGCAGCACUAUCCGGAGCUCAAGCAUACGCAUCAAGAAAUGACCAAAGCCAAGGAGCUUUGCGAGUCGGUUUUUACUAACUUGGCGCUGGUGCAGCUGAAGUACGGCUGCAGCUUAAGCCCUGAGAACUCCGAACGACACAAGGUUUUUGAAGAGGGGGUGAAAUCGGCCUCACAAGCCUUAAAGCUCAAUGCCAAGAAUGUCAAAGCCCUCUACAGAAGAGCAGCGACAAAUGCAGUUUUGGCUAAAGAUUGCAAGACUAAUUCAGAGGCGCAGGAGAUCUGUGCUGAAGUGAAAUCUGAUUUAGUGAAGGUGAUCGAAGCCGAGCCACAAAACAAGGAGGCUCGGGCCGAGCUGAAAGCAAUUCAGGAGCAUUUAAAGCAGCUCAAGCGUGAAGAGCGAGAAGGUGAGAAGAGGGAAUUCUCCUUCGCAAGCACACUCUCUGGGAUGGGCUUCAAGGAGAAGGACCUGCUGGGAGAUGGCUCUGUUCGCAAGCAGCAGGUCUCCGCCGGAGAUGGUGGCAAAUGGCUCAACAAGGCCAUUCUGUCCCUGUGGGAGCGCUCAGUGAUGCUUCGUAUUCACCUCGCUGUCAAGUCCAUGACCAAGGGCGAGGUCUCAAACUUUACCUUCUCAAGUGAGAGACUCGCUGCAAAAAGUGGCCUCACAAGACUCUUGCCAAAGCUUCAGGAUGUGUGCAAGUGGCAGAUCGAAUUCCAGAAGUUCGUGACUUGGGAAGACCUGGAUCGAAAUGGAGAAAGGCUUCGAAAGAUCCACGAAGAAGGAUACGGGGCCACCUUUGCUGAAGACCUUUCGGAGGUCUUUACACACUGGCGGCUCAUUGGUCCCGACAAUCAGCUGGUGCACUCUACGAGGUACACAGUAAGCUUGGGCAAUGGCCAAGACAUGAAGCAGGUGGAGGAUGAGGACAAAGUGGCUCCCUCCUUCAUCGUUGGAGAAUCGGCGUGGUCUCCUGUAGCAACCCUUUGCCGCUCUUUGCGGCAAGGAGGAGUGGCGGAACUACGUCUCAAGAAUGUGCCGGAACUCCCCAAGGAUCCGAAUGGAGAUGAUGUCUCAGCCAAGCUCUCCCUGAUGAUGAAUCGUGGGUCUACCGCCAAGCUCAGCCAUUGCACAGUCAAAGUGGAACUGGAACGAGUGGUGCCAGCUGUCGCAGGGCCCGAGGAUUCGAGGUGGCAAGGUUCAAGCACCUUGGUCCAGGAGCGCUUCCAUGCAGAGCAGCUUUUGGAGCAAGGAUACGAGCAAGCAGCUCUUGCCAGAUUGCGAAGAGCCAUGCUGCCUUCUAUUCAAGCGAUGGUGUUGAGAGCUGCAUCGGUUCAAGAUGAUGUAGCAGCGGCAAAGACUGCGAUAGGCUGGGCCUUGGCUAGCUGUGCAGCGCCCAUCCUCGACAGUGGCAAUGUGAGCUCAGACGUACUCAAGAUUGCACGGAGAGAUAUGAAAGAGGCGGAGGAGCAUUGCCAAUGGCUUGAAUCGCAUGGCCAUUCAGGUGCUCAUCUUUUGCGCGCCAAGAUCCUGGUGGCCAAUGAUGAUGAUUUCGCCGGGGAUGUUGGCUUCAAUGAUGACUAUGCAUCAAAGGGUCACGAAUUCUUCGAUGUUUGGGCGCCUGAGAUAGCCACUCACUACGGGGAGGUGUUUUGGACAGAUCAGGGAAAUCAGCCCUUGCCGAAGGAGAUCGUGAAGCGUUUUGAGGGCAAGGUCAUGGCAAUUACAGGCUAUGAGAUGGACCAAGUGAUGGUGAAUCCUGUGGGUCAACCAGGUGUAAACCCAAAAGAUGAUGUCUCGGUGCCAAUUAAUUGGGCUUACAACCACCACUACAUGGCGUUCAUGACAGGCACCCAUUCUGAGCUCAAGAAAGUCUUUGCAGCACCAGGAGAUCCAAUGGCCCAUGGGGCCACAACGAAGUGGAUUGCCAUUGACAAGCCAUCCGCAGCUGGCCGCAAGGACACCUCUAUCCCUACUUCCCAAUUCUUCUCUGAAGGAAAUGGCGGAGAAUCUCGAAAGUCAUUCCAUGGGUAUCCAGAUGGAUUUGCCCAGCUGAUUGACUCACCAAAUAUGUGGCAUAUCACUCCGAUGCAAAUUGACACAAGAAACCGUGACUGUGGUGUCACUCCAGUUGACAUCAACAACUGCACAAAGUUUGCCCCUGGACCUGAACCCAAACAGGCAAGAUAUGGGCUGGGAACCCCUGCAGACACGAACUACAGUGGGCUCCUGGAGUGCCCUUGCAAUUCCAGGUAUGGAGGUGAUCCUAUGUUUUACCCGGAAGCCAAGAGCAAGAUCAUUGAGCAUAAGUAUGUACUGGGAUCCGGAGCAUGUAAGAGUGGCCAGGCUGUAGCAGAUGCCUCAAGUUGCUUCACUGGCGCAGAAACGCUUGGACUCAAUGCUUCACACUUCAUCAAUCAAACAUUGUCAGACCCAAAGCUACCCCCUGGUUGUUCCAUUACCAGGCUUGCCAACAACACCAUUGUUGUACGCUUCAACAGUGAUGGGCAAGGGAACUGCAGCUCCUCUAGUAAGCGCUCUGGAGAGGGAACCUCUAGGGUUGGCGUGAAGCUGGCAAUUGAGCUCGACAGCAGCGGCAUGUUCAAGAUGUCUCCUGCUGGACAAUACUGCAGCCAGAAUCGUGCAAACAAAAUCAAGUCAUUCCAAAUGCAAAGCUCCACCUUACAGGCAGCAAAAGAAGCCCGCGAUCAAUGCCAACAGUUCUGCUGGACAAGUUCAGCAUGCUGGGGUUGCAGUGUGGAUUGCGAGACGGAACCAUAUGCCUAUGGUGCUCCCUUUACAGCUUGCCAGUGGAAUGCCGUCACAUCUUGUGGAAAAGUAGAAGCAUGGGCUGGCUCCGUGGAAGGGGAUGUUAGUUGUGAAAAGCAAGAUGGUGGCAGUGCAAAGAUUACCAUGUCUGGCCCCGCCAACGCUUGGUUUGGCGCAGGCUUCAAUGCUUCAGCAAUGGCCGAUAGCCCAUACACGCUUGUGGUGAAUGGCGAUGGAGUGACCGAGCGGAAGAUCGGUACUUGUGGCAGCGAAGCCGAGCAUUGCCCUGGCACUCAGCUUCGUACAAGCGUCAAGGUCGUGUCCAAUUCCGUUGUCAAAGGCAUUCGCACGGUCGUGAUGACCCGCGGCCUAAGCGGAAUUUCCAAGGAUCACUAUUCCUUUGAUCCAUUUUCAGACGAAACCAUAAACUUUAUCACUGCAGUGGGUUCCUCGCAGACAUUUGCCUAUCAUCGGGCACAUGGACCAAUGGAGGUAGCUCUUACCAGUGUUGGCUCCAGCUCUUGCGUUUGUGAUGCUGGCUUGGUUGGACGGCUUUGUGAAUCUGGUGGCACAAACUGCCAUGAAUUUGUGAAAGAUUGUGUGCCCUUUCCUGCUGGCGACUUGGCGGCGCAGAUGAACCCGACCUGCAACGCCCGGCAGUAUUCUGGUGGGCUCAAUUGCUGCCAUCACAAACGCAUCAUGUUGGAUGCCGACCAGGAAAUCCGUCCCGAGCUUUUGCGGUACCAUAUGAAGUUCCGCUUUUGGUUUCAAGAAUACAAAGCCAAGGAUGACAAGACCUCACAUUUUGAUUUGCCUCGGAUAUACUAUCAGACAGAGGCCCAUGCUGGAGAAUACGAUAUCCCUCCAGCCUUUGCAAGGCCAGGACAUCCAAUUGUCGGCUACCCCGACUGGCCCAUCAACAAACCGACACCUGGUACAAGCUGCACUGGAACUUGCCCAGAUGGCCCAGACUGCGAGUGUGUGCACACGAUCACGUACCAUUGGACUGUCAGCAACAUUCGCCUGAUAUAUGCUGGCGGACAUUGCCAUGCUCCCAGCUGCCUGUCGAUUGAGCUCUACCACAACUUGACCGGCACACCAAAGCUCUUGUGUCGUCAGCUCCCCAAGUAUGGCCAGGGUAACUUCCCCAAGGACAAGUGGGAUGAAGCUGGCUAUGUUACUUUGCCUCCAUGCUUGUGGAGUGAUGAGGAUCCCAGUCUAGAAGACACCGUUUGGCUUCCAGCAGACACACCAUUAAUUUCCAUCAAGAAGAACAACAACACCCAUUUGGGACACUUUGGAGAAAUGGCUUCGUGGCAGAUGCGGGGUGCACACAAGCAACUCAUAGAAGCUCAGAAGCAGCUUCCAGAUGACAAACGUGUGCAAGAAGAGUUGCGAAAGGUGAAGAUUGAGUUGCGAAAGGAGGAAGAACAACAAAGCCGGUCAAAGGUGGUUGAGAUCAGAGAUGGAUUGAAGAGGCCACGCAGACCCACAUUCUUCCUGUGA
Messenger RNA from Durusdinium trenchii, 4410 nucleotides. Lineage: Eukaryota; Dinophyceae; Suessiales; Symbiodiniaceae. The record is from the annotation of a GenBank genome assembly.